Diabrotica balteata is the source of this 2333-nucleotide messenger RNA. The record is from the annotation of a GenBank genome assembly. Lineage: Eukaryota; Metazoa; Arthropoda; Insecta; Coleoptera; Chrysomelidae.
GCACAAGUGUCAAGAAUUGGUCAAGAAGAUCAAUCCAACCAAAAAAUAAAAUAAUUUAAAAAUAUUUUUUUGAAAAAAUGUCUCUAAGUAGAUUCAGCCGAUUACUUGCUUUUCGACAUUUAAGGCUAGUAACAAGAAAUCUUAAUGUUACAAACAUUAACUCUGGAAGGAGUUCAUCUUUGGGUAACCGGAACCUUAUAAGACUUUUAAGUACACAAACAUCGCCUAAUGAAGACGAACAUCAUUCAAUUAUUAAAGACACGGAGAAACCAACAGGUGAAAGUACAAAAUAUGAAUUUAAGGCUGAAACCAAAAUGCUCUUGGACAUAGUGGCCAGAUCGUUAUAUUCAGAAAAGGAGGUAUUUAUAAGAGAACUAAUAUCUAAUGCUAGUGAUGCCUUGGAGAAGUUCAGAUACUUAGCAGUUUCAGGAGAAGAGGCUGCCAAAAAAAUUCAAGAUGUUGAUCGACCCUUAGAAAUACAUAUAUCAACAGAUAAACAAAAUCGAACAAUUACCAUACAGGAUACAGGUAUUGGAAUGACAAAGGAGGACCUUAUAUCAAAUUUGGGUAUAAUAGCUAAGUCAGGAUCUAAGGCAUUUAUUGAACAAAUCAAAGAAAAAGCUGCUGCAGGUGAUAAUAAUAUUAUAGGACAAUUUGGCGUUGGUUUCUACAGCUCUUUUAUGGUAGCUGAUAAAGUAGAUGUUUAUUCAAGAGCUGUUGGAGAAGAUACUGGAUAUAAAUGGUCCUCUGAUGGAAGCGGUACGUAUGAAAUACAGCCUGCAGAGGGUGUUCAAUAUGGAACCAAAAUUGUAAUUCAUUUGAAAGCAGAUUGUAGAGAAUUUGCAGAUGACGAUACUAUUAAGAAUGUAGUCAAUAAGUACAGUAACUUCGUUGGUAGUCCGUUGUACCUUAAUGGCAAAAAAACAAACAUUGUACAACCAUUGUGGUUAUCAGAUGCUAAAAAUGUUACAGCACAACAGCAUAACGAGUUCUAUAGAUAUAUAAGUGGCAGUUAUGACGUACCUAGAUAUACUUUACAUUACAAGACUGAUGUACCUCUUUCUAUUAGAGCUUUGUUAUAUUUUCCUGAAGGAAAGCCUGGUUUAUUUGAAAUGUCGAGAGAAACUGAAUCAGGAAUCGCACUAUAUACCAAGAAAAUUCUUAUUAAGAACAGGACUGAUAAUAUUUUGCCCAAAUGGUUAAGGUUCGUAAAAGGCGUUGUAGACUCGGAAGAUAUUCCAUUAAAUUUAAGCAGGGAACUUUUACAAAAUAGUGCUCUAAUUAGCAAGUUACGUGACGUUCUGACAGCAAGAGUUUUGAAAUUUCUACAAGAACAGCUGAAAAAGAAUCCAGAAGAGUACGAAAAGUUCUAUAAAGAUUAUGGUUUAUUCAUUAAAGAAGGUAUUAUAACAAAUUACAACAUGACCGAAAAGGAAAGUGCUGCAAAUUUAUUAUUAUUCGAAUCAUCGCAUGAAGCUCCCAACAAAAAAGUAACUUUAAAUGAUUACCUGGCAAGAGCUACAGAUAAUAGGACUAUUUAUUAUUUAGCAGCUCCAAGCCGAACAUUAGCUGAAAACUCUCCUUACUACGAAUCUCUGAAAAGUAGAAAACAAGAAGUGUUGUUUUGCUAUGAACCUUAUGAUGAACUAGUCCUUAUGCAACUUCAACAAUUCAAGGGUAACAAAUUAGUUUCCGUUGAAAAAGAUAUGCGAGAGGAUAAAAAUGCUAAUGAUCUAACAAAUUUAGGAGACGAUAGUUUAAAACGUAGUGAAAUUAAUGACUUGUCAGCAUGGAUAAAAGAAAAGUUAGGUGAUAAAGUUGCGGCAGUAACCGCUACCAGUCGCCUAGAAAGCCAUCCGUGCGUUGUUACGGUUGAAGAGAUGGCAGCCGCGAGACAUUUUAUCAGAACACAAAGUCACAGUGUUUCAGAAGAUAGAAGAUACGCUAUUUUACAACCUAAAUUUGAGAUUAAUCCAAAACACCCGAUUAUUAAGAAAAUGUAUACCUUAAUGGGUACAAAUCCAGUACUGGGCGAAUUGUUGGCGAAACAGUUAUUUGCGAACUCCAUGGUAGGAGCUGGCCUAGUAGAAGAUCCUCGAACUCUAUUGACAUCAAUGAAUGAUCUGCUGGUGAAAGCUCUGGAGAAACAUUAGACUACAUGAAUUAAGAUUUUUGUUACAUUUGUUCAUUCCUGUAAAUAUGUUUUUUCUGUUAUAAUAUUUGCGUAAUAACAAAUUAACCAACUGACGGUUUAAAUUUGUUUUUGAAAUCAACUGUGCGAUAACUUCUUCGUAAAAUAUCUCAAUGUCCAAAUAUAAAUAAUUUUUUAUAUA